Molecule: messenger RNA, 5316 nt
Organism: Linnemannia hyalina
Lineage: Eukaryota; Fungi; Mortierellomycota; Mortierellomycetes; Mortierellales; Mortierellaceae
Source: the annotation of a GenBank genome assembly
AUGGAUUUCGGUCAAGGAGCAGGAGAACGCAGCUCGAAAAAAUCCGCCAAAACCUCCACACCCCAUUCCAACAACGAUGUUCAUGCAGACAUUCUCGCCGAUUUGGAGGCCACAUUCAAGGCCAACCAGGACCAGAGUGCGUCCGCCUCCUCUUCCUCGGCCGGCCACCUGCUUUUGACGCGCGUCAACCAGAACUCAGCCGAGAGAGCACAUGUCGCAGCGGUUGGGAAUCAGUUGGGCCCAGAGGGAACACUUGCCGCACCUCGAGUUAUUGGUGAUUUUGUUGGUCUGCACAGUAAUAUGGACGUCAGGAGCGGCACGGGCGGUGCCGAGAGUAUGAGCGAGGCCAUGGACAAUAUUCGCCUCGGAGGCUUGGAUGAUGCAUUCAACGACCUGGAUGCAGUAGAAGACGAGGAGUACGAAGAUAUUGGCGAUUUCGGACUCCAUCUCAGUCAAGGUUCGAGCUUGCAGGCGGGUGAUAACGAGGCAGAGAGAGCGAGGAGUAAGGGCAAACAGGUGGUGGCCUCGUCUAUGGCAACCUCUGUCGAUCCCACGCAACUAUACAGUGCCACAGCGGAAGGCUCAACAACACCAUGGGAGAUUGCGGCUGGGUUGGAGCCAACCAUGCAAGACGACGACGAUGACGAACUGGAUCUGGAUGUGGACGACCCGGCGAUUGAAGAGCUUGGAUUGGCCUUGGCACCUAAAUCAAAACGUGAAAAGAAAAAGAUGCAAAAGAAGGGUAUCGUUAACUACCCUCCUGAGGUUCAAAAGCUGCUCGGACUCGCCAACAACGCCUACGUUAACAGAGACUACGAUCAAGCAGUCGACUACUUCCAACAGGUCAUUGUGACCCACCCCAAUGUUUUUCAGGCAUGGAACAUCAUGGGAGUCAUUCAAGAGGAGCUGGGAAACACGGAAAAGGCUCUUCAGCUCUACCUCGUGGCUGCUCAUUUGACACCCAAAGAUGGGACUCUCUGGAAGAAACUGGCCGUCAUCUCCAAGGACUGUGGCUAUGAUCAGCAGGCGCUGUACUGUUUCACAAGAGCAUUCCGUGCGGACAAGAACGACAUGGAUGCGCUUUGGGAUCGGUCUAUCAUGUACCAGAUUUUGAACGAACCGUUUAAAGCCAUCUCGGGAUUUCAAAAGCUGCUCAAAGUCAAACACCAUUAUAUGCCGGCGCUCGAAGAAUUGGUUAAGCUUUACAGUUCACUGGAUCAGGACAACAAAAAGUACCGGGAGAAUAUGCACCAAGCUAUGUUGGACUAUGAGGCGGCUUACCUCCAUUACUCGUCACUUCCGGACAAGUUCUCAAACAACAGUGCGGAUCCCUUUGAUGUUGCCGACAUGGACUACGACAGUCAGCAGAGCGAGCCAUAUGGAUACUCUGCCUUGAACAUGCUGAGCGAACUGUACAUUAUGUUUGAGGAGUAUGAAAAGCCCAUCGAUAUGAUCAAGACUUGGUCUCGGAGGCUGCAGCGGAGGUCUCACCAGACUUGGUGGGAUGAUUACAAGGACGACCGGGAGUUUGAUACUGAGCCAGACGAUGAGGAUCUUCAAGCAUCCUUGGGUGACAACCGGACACGUGGACUCCCAAUUGAUCUUCGUGUCAAACUCGGAAUUUGUCGACUCAUGAUGGAAGAAGUCAAAGAGGCCAAGGCGCAAUUCAAGUACCUCUGGCGGUGCAGUGUUGAGGACUUUCCAGAUCUGUACGAGGAGAUCGCCGAACUGUAUGUCACCAAGCAGAUGUGGAAGGAUGGAUACAACGUCAUCAGGGCAAUGCUUCAGUACGAUGAAAUGGAUGUUCCCAAGAUCUGGAUUAUGGCUGGAGAAUGUCUUCGCCACAUGCGCCAGUUCAAGGAGGCCAAGGAUUACCUUGAGCAAGCACACCGUGCAGACCCCGAUAGUGUUGAACUCAGCAUGAUGUUGGCCGAGGUGUACGAGGAAACAGGACAGCUGCAGCAGGCUCUGAAGCUCGCCAACUUUGUGAGACGGGUCAACGCUGAAAAGCAGGCAGAGGCUGACCAGAGGCGGAAGGAAGCCAAAGCAAUCAGAGACGCAAAGAACAAAGACGCACCAUCUACGCCUAGAACUCCUGCAAGCACAUCAAGCCUUCCGGUGAACAAUUAUGGGUACCGUGAACUGGCUCCUCGCCAGACUACAACAUCUGAUGCCGCUAAGAACGCAUUGGCACGUAUCACAGAGGCCAGCCGGAGCAGGACAGCAGCUGAGCGCUACAAUAGCGCGGAUCGGGAUCGUGACAUUCAGUUUGUGCGAGCCGCACGAGAACAGGAACGCGCUGACAAGUUGGCCGGGAGAGAGUUCCAUACACAGGAAUUGCGCGAGGUCAUCGAGAAGUUCAAUCGAGUGGAUCUCAUCUUCCAGAGGAUCGACGAGAAGGAAAAGUCAAAGGUGUGGGAGAACAAGCGAGAGGCUGUCGACUUUACGCGCGAGGACCGGACCCAGUACAUCCAAGUGGCUCGAGAUCUAAUCGACAUGUUUAUGAGUAACAAGGCGUUCUUUGUCAAGGAGAAGCUGAAGCCCUAUAUGGGCGCCGAGACCCGUGCAUGGCGGUACCGACGCAGCCACAAGGAAGAUCAGGACAUUGUUCUGUCGGAGCACGCCAGCGAGAUGUCGGACAGAUUGGGCACGAUGAUGGGGCUGGCGCCAACCAAGCCAGUCGUCCCGGAGGCGGUCGAGGCGGCGCCACCCCGUGCGCCUGCAACUUCCUACAAGGACGUGCCGUUCGAUGCCUGGUACUUGCUCAUGAUUCGACAGGCUGUCUAUCUCACUUUCGAGAAUCGAUAUGAGGAGGCGAUCGAUUUGCUGAUGGUCAUGUACAGUGCCAACGUUUUCUACGCAGUUCCUCGUCGGAGAUCGGGAAUCAUGUUGGUGGUGCUGUCCUGCUCCAUGUGGGUUGGCGACUAUGACGCGACUAUCAAUGCAGGACGAUGGCUGUGCAACUUUGGUGGCGUCCGACCCUUCGCACUCAAGCUCUUCCAGUCGGUCUAUACACACGGACCUCGGGGACAUCAGCGGUUCUUUGCUUGGGUUCAAGCCAACACAUACAAGUACCUGAAGCGGAGCGUUGACACAAUGCGCUCAUGUCUCGGCAGUAAGACACAUACCAUCCGCAAGAUCCACAAAGUCGACAGGAAGGCUUCGGUGUUCAAGAAACGGAGAGGUCCCAGGAGAUCCUUCCCUAUCUUGAACCCGUCGCUGGCUUCGCCUAAGAAGCGACUCCGAGGUGAUACGGAAGCAUCACCUGUCAAGAUGCCUGCCUUCCCCUGGAGAGGUUCCUCCAAUGUGCUCGAAACGCCCAUCACGAUGGCCGAGGUCAUCGCAGGUAACGCUUCAAGGCAGAGCUCGCAGAGUCAAUUGUCCAGCGUGGGCACACCGGUAGCGGCAGAUGAGGAUCCAUUCACGGAGACAGGAACCCCAGUCUCUUCAUCCAACGGUGCGGGCGAUACAGCAACUGAGGAAUCGAACUCGAUGGCCACAACUCCUGCUGCUGCGGAGGGAUCGACCAAGUCUUUGCGUCCCAAGGUCACAUUUGAAGAGGCCGGUAAUGAUGGAACAGGAUCAGCCGCUGCACCGCACGCUGGAUUAGAUGAUACUGCUGCCAAUGGCGAGGAACCUGUUUUGCGGAGGAAGCGACGGCUUGAGGCCGAGGACACAGCGGAGGCUGAUAUUGAUGAAAGCGGCGAAGAUGUCAACGAUGAGGAUGAGGAUGACGAUGAUGACUAUGACAUCCAUGACGAAGCCUACAAGACCGACGAGGAAGAGGGCAAAGAGGCAGAGCAUGAUCCGGAGGAAUACGAGACAGAGUGGGACCAGGACGACCCUGACUUUCCUCGGCCAACUUCCAAAGGCUUUGGAAAAAGGCGAGGAGGACCUUUGUCUGGCUCGGGUAGCUAUGCUGAUGAUUAUGAGGAUGAGGAGGAGGGCAUCAGUCGUAGCUCGUCACGAGGAUCAGGCAAAGGAGGACGGAAAAAGUCGAACGCCUGGCGGGACCAGUACAAGCAGUCGAAUCGUUCCGAAGGUGAAGGAGAGGUUGGAGACGACUUGGUUGAAAAGCGUGGCAGGGGUAUGAGGAUGUUUACAAAGGACGUCUUUCCAAAGUUUCAAAUGUCGCUCGUCAUGUUCAUGGGACAUAUCUUGUCCCAUUCACGAACCCAUCGCGGAUCUGCAAUCCAUAUCGCAGAGUGCAUGGAGCAUGCGCCCAAGAACCCGAUGAUUCAGCUGUACCUAUCUAUCCAGUUCUUCAACUUGGCGAUGCAGCGAACGACAACCAACCGACAGGUGGUCAUGGGACAGGCACUGGUCUUUCUUCAAAACUACUACCACUUACGCAGGGCUGGUCACGGAUCGAUUGCGUUUUCUGAGAGAGAGAAAUUGAUCAAGGCGAAGGGCAAGUCUACGGAGGCCCCUGCCGCUACCGGUACUGGCGCGCCUGUUUUCCCCAUUAUCAAGUCCAAGUCCGAUGACUGGAAGGAUCAGGCGGAGAUAGCUUCUGCUGAGGCUGUUCGUGCCAGCAGCAGCACUACUGGCGACUCGUCAUCCACACCCUCCACUUUCUCAGAACCCUCGUCUACCAAAACCGUACCGGCACCUGCUGCUUUGUCAUCGUCACCACCAGUGUCCAGUUCGUCAUCUACAGAGCUGCCACUAUUGGCACAAUGCCAGCAGGAGGCAGAGUACAAUUUUGCGCGUGCCUUCCAUCAGAUUGGACAAAAGAAUCUUGCCGUUAUCCACUACCGCCGUGUUUUGGAGUUGCCAUCAUGGCGCCAAGUCGAGCGGGAACAGGAGGCGGCCCAAAAGCUACAGGAGCAGGCACUGAAGGAUGUUCGUUGGCAGGGGAGGGCUGAGGCUCGGUCAGCGGCGAUUGAGAGGAAGAUGGAACGUGCUCAGCAUAUCCGGCAGAUUCGGGAAGCAAAGCAAGCCUUAAAGGAGGAAGCCAAGAAGCAGAGGUUGGAGGUGAAGGCGGCUCGUGCGGAAGCCAAGGCCAUGGCUAUUGCGUCUAGCGGUGCUGCUAUUGCUGAGGACGAGGAUGAUGUGGAGGAGGAGGCUGAGGAGAUGGAUGAGGAUUUGGACGACUUUGCGGCUGAGGAACCUGAGGAUGAAGACGAGGACCUUCUCAGUGAUAAUGAGGCUUCAGCGGUGCCUAUGUUGACGCGGACUCAGGUUCAAGGCGAAGAUGAUGAGGACCCGACGGAUCUGAAGCGGGAGGCAGCGUACAACCUUGCCAAGAUCUAUAUGCUCAGUGGCGCGAUGGGCGAAGCACAGCUUUUGAUGCGAGAGUACUGCACUAUGUAA